Molecule: messenger RNA, 960 nt
Organism: Pimephales promelas (fathead minnow)
Lineage: Eukaryota; Metazoa; Chordata; Actinopteri; Cypriniformes; Leuciscidae
Source: RefSeq, a predicted model, not a curated record
CUAGUACGGAGGCUAUGCUCUCGUCGCUGCUCUCUGACCCCAGUGGCAGUCCUUUCUUCCUUCACUGCGGUCUAGACUCACUCCCCCUCUCCGCCAGUCAGAGCGAGGCUCGCCGCCUGCCUGUGCUGCUUUUCCCGCGUGUCUCCGUCAGCUCGCCGGAGGGUCUCCCAGGGUCGAGGGUCCUGCCCCUGCCCGGCUCCGAGUGCCACCUCUUCGGCUAUCGACAUCUGCAUUCCCCGGCGUGCAUGGAGCAACAUCUUUAGAGAUAGUAUCUUGUCCUCCUCCUCGGCACUAUCAAGGGUUCUUCUUUUCCGUGUUUAAGUGGUGGUUCUGAAGGAUGCUGACUGCGUGGGUCGCUCCAGGGUCCUGGUGAAGUGUCUCUCUCAUGUGUGACGUGGAGAAAGAAUGGCCCACGGAAUGCCGUCACAAGGAAAAGUGACCAUCUCGGUGGACGAGUACAGCUCCAACCCCACACAGGCCUUCACCCACUACAACAUUAACCAGAGCCGCUUUCAACCGCCACACGUGCACAUGGUGGACCCCAUCUCAUACGACACUCCCAAGCCGGGUGGCCACACGCGUUUUGUGUGCGUGUCAGACACACACUCACGGACAGAUGGCAUCCAGAUGCCUUACGGGGACGUUCUCCUGCACACAGGGGACUUCACCGAGCUGGGCCUGCCCUCAGAGGUCAAGAAGUUUAACGACUGGUUAGGCAGCCUGCCAUAUGAGUUUAAAGUGGUGAUCGCUGGGAAUCAUGAGCUGACCUUCGAUAAGGAUUUCAUGACGGAGCUGGUCAAGCAGGAUUACUAUCGCUUUCCCUCCGUCUCCAAGUUGAAACCCGAGGACUUUGACAAUGUUCAGUCUCUCCUGACAAACUGUGUUUACCUGCAGGACUCGGAUGUCACUGUCAAGGGAUUUCGAAUAUACGGCGCACCAUGGUAAGCUCCUCAUGUCCUU